This is a messenger RNA of Aspergillus ibericus CBS 121593, 2838 nucleotides long. Its product is annotated as Zn(II)2Cys6 transcription factor. The record is from RefSeq and is a predicted model, not a curated record. Gene Ontology annotation, molecular function: DNA-binding transcription factor activity, RNA polymerase II-specific; zinc ion binding; transcription cis-regulatory region binding. Gene Ontology annotation, biological process: positive regulation of transcription by RNA polymerase II. Gene Ontology annotation, cellular component: nucleus. NCBI's taxonomy places the organism in Eukaryota, Fungi, Ascomycota, Eurotiomycetes, Eurotiales, Aspergillaceae. The transcript has 5 exons. The coding region runs from base 1 to 2565 and encodes 854 amino acids.
AUGCCUCGCCCCAGAAGACCCGGCGCGCCAGAGCCGAAGCGGAGAUCACGUAAGGGCUGCUGGCCAUGCAAAGCCCGAAAGGUGAAAUGUGGUGAGGAGAAGCCGUCGUGUCUUAACUGCCGACGGCAAAAUGAACCGUGUGACUAUAGCAUCAGGCUGAACUGGGGCGGGAGGACGCGGAGAACAUCUUCAGUAGACUCCCCGAGCUCGCAGUCAAGUAGUCCAUCGGGCCAUUAUUCUGCCUUCAGCCUGUCACCGUCGAAUCCACCCCAACCCGAUCCCCUGAGCCCAGCUCCGCGCUUUACGCCUUAUCCCAUCCGAGAUGGAACAACGACACAGGAUCGAAUCGCAGGGGAUUUGCUAUGGGGUGCUGGACUUGCAGAGGAGAUGGCAAUAGGAACAUCCACUUCCAGUCCUAAACGAUUACAUGAUUUCCACCAUGAAUCUCCGACUGCCUUUGGCCAGUCUCUUAAUGAAACCAACCGUACAAAUGGCAAGACCUCUGUAGACAUGGGGGCUCUGUCGCAAGGGCAAGAUGCGACAACCCCAUGGCCAGACCUGUCCUCCCAAAUAGCGACGCCAUCAUCGAGCGAGACCCUGUUGGCCUUUCCCUCGUCCGUCUCCCACUCGUUGGACACUGUCUCCUACCCAUCACCUGCGGAUACGAAUUCAAGCGUCGGCACUUUUGCGACUUUCAACUUCUCGCCUGCCACGAUUUCAGGUCCCAUUUCGUUCCUUCGACAUACCUCGGAUCUCCAUCACUCCCCGCCCGAGUGCGGUCAAGUGCCCGAUCAUGGCACCGACUUCUCUAGCUACUCAUCGUCUGCAGACAUGAUGAGCGUGUAUGCAGACUUUAAUUCUCAUGUGUCGGCCCCUGCUCACGAUGCUACAUCCCCAAGCUCGGCGGAAGUAAGCUUGCUUUCGUCGGGGAUGUCCCAGGAGGCCCCGGCGCUGCAGGCCGGUCCGACCGUCCAUACGGAAAGCUUCUUCAGCAAGAUCAUGAACGGACCUUCAGCCUCGGACGACCAAUCCGAAGGCUCCCAGUCGAGUGCCACAUGCAUGUUCGCCCAUCCUGAUUAUGCGGCUCGAGACCUAUCAGGAUCGGUGGACGUGUCCAUGUCGGAACGGAGGUGGCGGGCUUACCUGACCAGGGUCACGGACAAUUACGGGUUGGAUUGCGGCCGCCCAGAUCUGGACCUGAACAAGAACGACGACCAUUCCGCCAUCGAUAUCAAUUAUGCUCUGGACCUGAUCAACUCCGACAAUAAAUCUUCCGCCUCUACCCCGGAAGAUUCGCAUACGGGAAAUACAAAGGACAGCAUCGUUGACCGCAGCAAACACAUCUACUAUGCAUCACCAGUACCAAUCAAUAUUCCGCGGUAUCUAUCUCCAUUGCCACCAUCCCUGGUGAAAACUCCUAUCAACCUGAUGUAUUUCCAUCACUUUCUUAAUCAUACAGCCCGGAUGUUGGUCCCACAUGACUGCGAGGAUAAUCCAUUUGUCUCGGUGCUACCGACCAUGGCCAUCGGCGACUCCAAUCUCUUAAAUUUGAUGCUAGCAUAUUCAGCUAGUCACCGGGCCCGGUAUCUGGGCCAUCCAGAGCCCGCCACGCGGAUUGCGCAUUGGGUGAGCAACGUAUUUCCUGCUUUGCGUCUAGCGCUGGAGGAUCCCCAUGAGAAGGUGACCGACAGUCACCUUGCGACUGCGAUUAUGCUUCUUUCUUUGAAGAUCAUCUCUCCCACCACGUUCGAAGUGCCAAUUCCAUGGCAGAGCCAUUUGAAGCUCGCUCGUGAUCUGUUUCUGGCACGGAAAAAGCAAAUGUCAUUUCCUGGAAAUCGUGUCGGCUCAUUUCUCACGCGCUGGCUUGGGUAUAUCGAUCUCAUGGGCACGCUAUCAUGCCGACAGAGUGGGCCACCAUUGCUAGCAUAUAAUUCAGUCAUGAGUGCCUGUUCUGAUACUGGACUGUUUGACGAAUACUGUGUGGAUUGUUUCACUGGAUUUACACCUAGGACCGGUGUAUUCCUCACGCAACUGGGAAUAUUAACCCAUCAAUGCGACAACGAACGGUUUGACGAAGCGGGAGUCUUUGUCUCUGACUGGGAGCCGUCGCCGGACGCUGUUUUCGAGGCUGAGGCAUUGAUCGCAGAUUUGGGUGACUUGGAUACUCGUGCGUAUGCAGAUGCAGCGCACUUCCAAGAUGUGGGCUCGACCAAUUUUCUAGCCAUUGAUCGGGCGUUUCGCUAUGCGGGACUAUUGCAUCUCCAUCGUCGUGUGUUGAAUGCAUCGCCUUGUUCGCAGGCAGUCAAAGGGGCGACGAACGAGCUUCUCCGGGCAAUGGUCGGCAUCAGGCAGGGCGCAUCCGCAGAGGUGGGAGCUCUGUUCCCGUUGUUCACUGCGGGCUGUGAGACUCGGGAUCCCCAACAACGAGCCGAAAUUCAAGAACGGUUUGAGAUGCUCGAAAGAACGGGAAUGAAACAGAUGCAAAAUGCUCGCACGCUGAUGCAGCGAUGCUGGACCGAAGACUUGCCCUGGAUCGCCUUGGCGCAAGGGGAAUUCCUAGGGUAGUUCAUAUCUCGCUUGAUUUCUCUGCUGCUGGGCCAUAGGAUGAUUGAUCCUUGGUUGCAGAAGGCAUGCUUGGCUGACAGCUACCGCUCUAUAUAUAUGGGGAGAGCCGUUACAGGCAGUGGUAGGCCUGGACUGUCACUGAAGAUACAUGUUGUCAGGCUACUUUGCGAAGUUCCUGAAUUAACCAUUGAGGGCUUGAAGCGCUCAUGCCCACGAUACCAGAUACUUCCAUAAACAAUGAAUAUCAUAAUGCUCAUCGAUCUUAGGUUCGUG